AGCGCGGCGGCGCUGUCCCUGUUACCUGUUGCUCUCAGUGGCGAUCGCCAUGGUUCCGCGGGUGCAGCUCUCCCCUGAGAUUCAGCUGGCACAGCGCCUGGCGGGGAACGCGCAGGAGGAACUAGGAAGGACCAUCUCCCAGCUUGUCCACGCUUUUCAAACCACAGAGGCACAGCACCUGUUCCUUCAGACCUUCUGGCAGACCAUGAGUCGCGAGUGGACGGGCAUAGACAGACUGCGCCUGGAUAAGUUCUACAUGCUCAGCUCCGACUGGCUCAGGGUCAUGUGGACGCCGCAUGCAUGGCAGACACUGAAGUGUGGUCCCGGCAGAGAGCUGAGGAGGGAAAGAGGUUGGACACGAAGGCAACGGGCAGAGGAGCAGGGCGGGGCCAGGCUUUGCACUUUUACAAAAUACAGGUUUAUCAGGCGGGGGAGCUCUAUGUGAUCAGCACAUGGGGCCUGAGGUGCAGUCGCUUCGCCAGGAUGGAUUCAGUUGCUUGUUGAGGCCCAUUUCCCAGGUCCCCUUGUGACCAUGUCUAGCAGCACAGCCCCCUUUUGAUGGCACUGCAGGUAGGGAAUGAGGUAGAACAGGUGUCCUGGCUGCUGGGAGUGCUCUGUCCUGUCCUCUCACUCCUGACCACGACUGGACCCUCUGCGGGAUGUGGGGUCAGUAUGCGGAACGCAGGAAAACUGGGCCAGAAAUGCUGUGAGCAAUGCACUGGGGAACGGGGGCUUGUGGGGCAGGCAUUGGGCUCAAUUGAAAUGAUAGGUUUAAGGGGAGAGUUUACUGCAUGGAGAUCAGAAAGAAAGUAAACCUUUUGCUCUGUUGGGGGGAGAUGUUCUCAGUUGCCGGACCCAGUUUUUACAGGGCCUCUGCCGCCUCUGGGCACCUGUGCUUCAUUCCCGUCCUUACUCCUGAAGCAGGGCCCAGUCCACCUCCGCUGCUGUUCAUGGUGCCUCAGUUGCUCCCCAGGUCUCCUCUAUGAGCCUGACUUCGUGGUGCGCUUGGAAAGUUGGGGCAUCUCAGCCCUGGGCAGCAACACCUCUCCAGGGUUCUGAGGGCUUGGUGUUCU
Molecule: messenger RNA, 1073 nt
Organism: Myotis lucifugus (little brown bat)
Lineage: Eukaryota; Metazoa; Chordata; Mammalia; Chiroptera; Vespertilionidae
Product: ribosomal RNA processing protein 1 homolog A-like
Exons: 4
Coding region: 50-445 (131 amino acids)
Biological process (GO): rRNA processing
Cellular component (GO): nucleus; preribosome, large subunit precursor; preribosome, small subunit precursor
Source: RefSeq, a predicted model, not a curated record